Messenger RNA from Racocetra persica, 181 nucleotides. The record is from the annotation of a GenBank genome assembly. NCBI's taxonomy places the organism in Eukaryota, Fungi, Glomeromycota, Glomeromycetes, Diversisporales, Gigasporaceae.
UGAACAAUAUCAAAUAAUUUUACCAUCAUAUAUCGAUAAUAAUCGAAUGAUGAUAAAAGUAUUCGAUAAUGCACUGAAUCUCAAAAUAUCGCAGAACAAAAACAUAUCAAUGUCAUCUCAAUCAGAGUUAAGUUCGAAUGAACUUAAUUUAAUGGAAAUGGAACUCCCUUCGACGGUAUAA